Molecule: messenger RNA, 5318 nt
Organism: Osmia lignaria (orchard mason bee)
Lineage: Eukaryota; Metazoa; Arthropoda; Insecta; Hymenoptera; Megachilidae
Gene: Frl
Product: formin-like protein
Biological process (GO): cell migration; cortical actin cytoskeleton organization; regulation of cell shape
Cellular component (GO): cytosol
Molecular function (GO): actin filament binding; small GTPase binding
Source: RefSeq, a predicted model, not a curated record
AUGGGGAUCGUACAGAGCCGUGCCGGCGAGAGCGAUGGCGGUGUGCGCGAGGUGUUCAUCGGCGGUGUCAAGGGCGGCGCGCCUCAUCAAUCCUGUCAAGCAAGCCUCGGCAUGGGAAGUUUGGGUGGACCGCACGCACGGACUGGCAGCGUCCGUAGCGCGCCGAGGCAACCGAUGCCUGACGCCGUCGAACUCGAGAGGCGCUUCACCAAAGUGCUGGCUUCAAUGGAUUUACCUCCGGACAAGGCAAAACUUUUGAAGCAGUACGACAACGAGAAAAAAUGGGACAUCAUAUGCGAUCAAGAAAGGGUACAAGCAAAAGAUCCACCAUCACAUUACUUAGCAAAAUUACGAACGUAUCUAGAUCCGAAAGCGUCACGAAGCCAUCGAACGUAUCGUUUUCUCACGUUCUUUCAGAAAAGAAAAAUGGUCGGAGAAUCGACGUCGACGCAGGUAUUAAGGGAUUUGGAGAUCUCUUUACGCACGAAUCACAUUGAGUGGGUAAGGGAGUUCCUGGACGAAGAAAAUCAGGGGCUUGAUGCCCUCAUAGACUACCUCAGCUUCAGGUUACUCAUGAUGAGACACGAACAACGUCUCCUGGAAUCGCAUGCCAGUUCUGAAGAGAAAUUACAAACUGCUGGUCCUGGUGACACCUCACCCUUAAAUAACGGCUGUCUCAGGCCACCAAUCCACGAGCUCAAGGAUAGUCCUGGUGUUAAAAGGAGAUCCAGGCACGUGGCACGUCUAAAUAUGGGCGAAGCGAAGGAUGACAUUCACGUUUGCAUACUGUGCAUGCGUGCCAUCAUGAAUAACAAGUACGGUUUUAAUAUGGUCAUACAACAUCGAGAAGCAAUUAACUGCAUCGCUCUUAGUUUGAUGCACAAAAGUUUAAGAACGAAGGCUCUAGUGUUGGAAUUGUUAGCCGCUAUCUGUCUUGUGAAGGGUGGACACGAGAUUAUUCUGUCCGCGUUCGAUAACUUCAAGGAAGUGUGCUCGGAAAGGCGAAGAUUCACAACGCUGAUGGCAUACUUCACCCAAUACGAUAGUUUUCACAUAGAAUUCAUGGUCGCUUGUAUGCAGUUCGUGAACAUCGUUGUUCACUCGGUCGAGGACAUGAAUUUCAGAGUACACCUGCAGUACGAGUUUACCAAGCUUGGAUUAGAUGAAUAUCUCGAGAAACUUAGGCAUACCGAGAGCGAAGACCUCCAGGUUCAAAUCUCUGCGUAUCUGGAUAAUGUGUUCGACGUAGCUGCCUUGAUGGAGGACAGCGAAACCAAGACUGCCGCGUUAGAAAAAGUAGCUGAAUUAGAAGAUGAACUUGGCCACGCGCACGAUAGAAUGGCAGAACUGGAAAGAGAAUCCCUGGCUAAGUUAGCCGAACUAGAGACUGAAUUGGGCGCGUUGAAAGUAGAAUACGCGGAGGCUGUGGAGGCUCGUCGACUGGCCGAAGAGGAACUUACAGCUCUGAAGAGGCAGAAACAGGAUUCCGCUCGAAGGCAGAGCGUUCUAGAAAACAAAAUUAUUGAACUGGAGACUCUUACCGGCACUCUUACUAAAGGUUCCACCGCCAAUCUUCGAAAUGGAUCUGCAACGAGUCCAAUGAGCAGCUCGGAUAAUAUCACGUCCUCUACAAUGAAUUCGACUCCGUCGCCGAUAAUGGCGCAACCUCCUCCACCUGCCCCUGCACCACCUCCGCCACCUCCUCCUCCCUGCCCUCCUCCACCUCCUAUGGCGCCUCUUUCACCAGGCGAUCACAAGUUACCACCACCUGCCCCUAUACCUCCGCCACCCGCGGGCAUGAUGCAGGCACCGGACGGAGCGAUGACUAUUAAACGAAAGGUCCAAACGAAAUAUAAACUUCCAACGUUGAAUUGGAUUGCCCUGAAGCCGAAUCAAGUUCGAGGCACAAUCUUCAACGAAUUGGACGACGACCGACUGCACAAUUACAUAGACUUCUCCGAUUUCGAAGAGCGGUUUAAGAUUGGAAUGGGUGGGCACGUUGCCAAUGGCACCAAUGAAAUUGACGGUCUUCAAAGCUUCCCUAGUAAAAGAUUCAAAAAACCAGAAAAUGUGUCUCUUUUGGAGCACACCAGACUACGAAAUAUUGCUAUAUCUCGAAGAAAAAUGGAAAUGCCUGUAGAGAAAGUUAUCAUGGCCGUGAACGCACUUGAUUUGAAGAUACUUUCGCUGGAAAAUGUGGAGCUACUGCAGCGCAUGGUUCCCACGGAUCAAGAGAUUAAGGCAUACAGGGAGUAUAUUAUUGAAAAGAAGAACGUUAACCUUCUGACAGAAGAAGACAAGUUUCUGAUGCAGUUGGGUAAAGUGGAAAGAAUAUCGACCAAGUUGUCUAUCAUGAAUUAUAUAGGAAACUUUUUCGAUAAUUUACAUCUGAUUACUCCGCAAAUACACGCUGUAAUAUCUGCGUCAAGUACGGUUAAAAGUUCGAAGAAAUUAAGGGCAGUGUUAGAGAUCAUUCUUGCCUUUGGGAAUUACUUGAACAGCAGUAAACGUGGUCCUGCUUAUGGAUUCAAACUUCAGAGUUUAGACACAUUACUCGAUACCAAGUCCACCGAUAAGAGGAUGUGCCUUUUACAUUAUAUUGUAGCAACCAUACGUGUCAAGUUUCCGGAAUUGAUUAAUUUUGAAUCCGAGCUUAUGUAUAUUGACAAAGCAGCGACAGUCUCCUUAGAAAAUAUAACUACAGAUGUCCACGAGCUGGAAAAGGGUAUGGAUCUUGUUAGGAAAGAAUUCGAACUUCGUGGUAAAGAGAAACAUAACACGGUACUGCGAGAUUUCUUGAAUAACUCCGAAGAAAAGUUGCGACGUCUAAAAUCAGAUGCUCGCGCUGCUGGUGAAGCAUUCAGGGAAUGCGUUGAAUUUUUUGGAGAAAGCCCCAGACAGGCCGAUGCUAAUACAUUCUUCUCGCUUCUUGUUAGAUUCGCAAGGGCAUUUAAGGCUGCGGAUCAAGAAAAUGAACAGCGUCGCAGAUUAGAAGCUGCUGCUGCAGAAGCUUUGAACGCUUCAGAAGAUGUAAUUAAACGAAAUAAAAUAAAUCAGAAGAAGCAGCAGGAUGCUGUGAUAAAUGAAUUGAAAAAUAAAACAAGACUGGUCCAGGAGAAGAAAUUGUUGCAGCAGGACGAGGUUUACAACGGUGCACUGGAAGACAUUCUUCUUGGGCUUAGAUCGGAACCUUACCGAAGAGCAGAUGCAGUUAGACGUAGUCAGCGCAGACGUAUCGAUAAUCACAGACUUUCUCGCACUGCUGAGGAACUAGAACUCUAAGCCACGCUUCACAUUCAAUGUGCUUGUCGUUUUAGGAAGAACAAUAUCUCAUUGACAAGAAAACUAUAAUAAUCUGCACAAACAGUUUAGUGCUUAUAGUUUUCAACAUAAAAGCGUGAAUGAAUCGAGAAAUUUAAAUUUAAUUUGCCUUCUUUUUUAUUUUUAUUGAUUGAACAACGUUGACGUUUAUUAUUGGAAUCUCAUUAAAAUAUAUGGUUAAAUUUUUGUUAAGUUAGAAAACAGGAGGAAGGAUAAAUAUAGAAUGGUAGAAUUGUAGAUAUGACAAUUGUAAAAAUUUAUACGAUACAUGUGGUAUAAAGUUUUGGAAAAGUGUUGCAAGCACGCGAGUCACUUGUACGGUGCUAUACAUUCAUCUACAGACAAAACACCUUAACGUUGCAGUCAUUGGCGUAACUACGAUGGAUCAGACAACUUAGAUUUACUAAUAGUAUCAAGUGGUUAAUAUUUUGAAAUUCCAGUGUUUUCAAAUUCUGAUAUUUUGAAUUUUUGAAGCUUAGGAUCUUAAAAUCUCAAAAGGUUUGAAUGAUAGGGAGCAAGGCCCACCCUAGCCCCUACCCAAUUGCUCCACUGAUUAAACUGAUGUCAGUGACAUUUUGGAUUUCCACUACUUCUUCGAUCCAUUUUGUUUCUGUUGUACAAUUUCGAUGCGUCCUCACAGAGAACGUUUCUAAGAUACUACUAGAAAAAUUCGUAGGGCUAUUUUUGCAUUGUUUUCCAUUAAUGAAUACUUUUAAGUGAUUAUAUUAUGAAAAUUGUUUCCAUUUAAUUAUUGUUGAUUGUUAUAUGCGUUUGAAAUAUUUAUCAUUUUCAAAUUUAAUUGAUAUCUGUUGAUCGUUUGUUUGAAAGUUUCUAAGAAGAAAAAAAGGAGAGAAUGAAAUAGUAUAAAUAACAAUAAGCACAUUUAUAUAUGAAGCGAAAUUCGAAGUGUACUUUUUGGAUAUUUGUAAAUUUUCUAGCAUUUACAGUUUUUUAUUGAAUCGUAACAUUCCAUGGAUAUACGAAUCCAGAGCUCUUUAUACAAUUUUCUAAAUAACAGAAUAACUAUUUUCUGCCGCACAAAUUUUACAAAGUAUGAAAGUUCCAAAUGCUGCAGCAUAAUUUUUGCAAAGUCUGAAAAAUGUCAAUUCUUCGCACAGACGACAGUAGUAUUCUUAAAGAAUCUUAUUUUGAUACAAAUAAUAUAUAAAAGAUAGCACAACUUGUUACAUUCCGUCAGGACCUCAAGAUACGCUCAAUAUAACAAUAAAUACGUAAUAGCAUUUAGUAUGAUCGUUUUCACUAUAACGCAUUUAUGCAUAUUUCUGCAGAGACUAUAUGUGUAUAGUAAAUAGGGUAUUCUACAUGCAAAUUAAAUUUUCUUGAGCAUGAUUAGUACAUAUUAAUCAUUUAAUAUUAAAAUACUAAAAACGAAUGAAACAAAAUUAAUUAAAAAAAUGUAAAGGUAGUAAUUUAAACGCACAAUUUUUAAAUUACAAAUCAAAGAUAUUAAAUUAAAAAAAAGGAAAGCAGGAAAAUAAUUAAUUAAGCAUAUGACGUCAGAUGAUAAAAUUAUGCGUUAUAGUUGCAACGGCUGGUCUUUCAUAUUCUUCAUUACUAUAUAGUCCAAAGAAAAAGAAUAGAUAAUGCGAUUCAUCUUUCAAAGCGAUUUCAAAAAUUUUAUAUAUUUGCAACAUAGCUAGCAUACAUUUUCUACAGCCUUUUUCUAGGUGAUUACAUAUCCCGAAUUUUUUGAAGAAAUAAUGAAAUUAUAUUUUCAAUUUUGUACGUUUUUUAUAUGUAAAUAUUAUGGUAAUGUACAAAGUAUACUGGUAGUUUAUAAAGAAAUGUAAUUAAUAAUCGUAAACGAAUUGCCAGUGUGAUGUUUAGAUAAGUAUAACAUCUAUGUGCGUAAUUAAUAAUUAUUCGUUGGCUAAAUUGCGAAAUGGGGAUAUAGUUUCAGACAGUUGCUAAAUGAAAGAAACGUAUCUUAUGUAAAAUGUAAAUACUGUGCAUUUUAUUAAAUAAGUUAUGCAAAA